CUCUUUGUACAAACCCCGUAUCAAGAGUUAUCUUAAACUCAAUCUGGUUCCAUGUGGUUCGGAAUGUGCAUCUAAAACACUUGAGGGGGACCGAAAAAAAAAAAUAAAAAAAAUUGGAAAUAUUUGCCAAGACUUUCUGGAUUGUGUCCCUUUGUGCCGAGAGAAUCGCCAUAAAGAGUGAGAGAUUUAUUUUUAUUCAUUAGGACAUCCAUCAAAAUAUUUUGGUAGGACCAGCCACAAGGAGCUCAAGGUGGCCACACUGUAGGACCACAACGGGAGCAUGUCGCCUCGAGGCGUCACUGCCCCUCUCACUCGUGUGUGCUCAAAUUCGUCAAUCGUUAUAGUCAGUGAACAGAGGCUGCUACACCUAGUCACAGAAGUACGGACUUAUUUCAUACGAAAACAGUAGAUAUACCUCAAACUUGGGACUACACUGGUACCGAGGAAAAAAAAUCCGAACAAAAAAAAAAGCGCAUUUCGGAUUACGGAUUAUCAUGGCGAGAAAAAAAGUUGGAUUAUCAAAAGGAUUAUCUCAGAUUAUUGUGUUAGCUACACUUCUAGCACUGGACAUUGUAUACGCGAGUAACAAAGUUGGCCUUUUCUUUGAGUACCUGGGCAAUGACAACCAGAUCGUCAAACUGAAAUGCCAGGUAGGCCAGUACAUCAAUGGAGGCGAGACUAUGUCUAUCACCAUCAGCAACCUGACGUCCAAAGAGAACCUGGCCUACGUGUCCAGGGGAGGUAACGCGGAAAUUGGCAAACAGUAUCUGAACGGCAAGGUGUUCAUCGCAGGGAGCAUAUCUGCUGAAACCGGCUACCACCCAGCCCACCUGGACGUCAUGCUCAUCGAGUAUGACCAGUAUAUUGACCAGGCGUUUGGCUGCAACGUGUUGUGGAUGAAAAGCGGAAACACCAAGAUGACAGAGUACACCAUACAGAUUAACAAAACAGUUGACACCACAGCUAGAACGACAACAACACACGCCACAUUCACAGACGCCCCAUACAGGGUGGCGCCCGUCAAAGACAAAGAAGUGGAAGCCGAGAGUCUGCCCAUGUCUGUCUUGAUCGUCAUGUUGGUCUUGAUUUCCAUUCUCUUGUUUCUUGCCGUCUUCUUGUUGCUACAUAGAUACAGAAGUAAAUGCCAACGCCGUGACGAAGACAUGUACCGCCCACCUGCCUACUGCAUGGCGCCUGAGCACCAUCACCUGGACUGGACAGAUUCGUCCAUCAAGAGCAAAAGUUCGGCCAGGACCAUCAACUCGAGGAGCCAUUACAGUAUAGCGGCCCACCACAUGCACAUGCCGUUACCCCCGAUCCCACACUCUCCACGCAGAACGAGAAUUCUAUCCCAAGAAGAAACAGUCCCUAUACAACCCUACGAAUGUCGGCCUGGCAUACGUAAGAUUUCAGCUCGAAAUCAUAAUAGGAACUCUGCCUACAGAAGACCCCCUUCAGUGGUCAGCAGCGUUAAAGUCCCAUAUGUCCAGCCUCAAGACGCAAUAGGCCAAGAGUCGAGUGAAGACGGGGAGAUAGCCGCCCUCAGUUCCGGGAGCCCCAAAGUCCACUACAAUACCCGGAGGGACGGCAUGACGAGGCAGAACAGCCCUCUGUACGCAUGCGUACCAGUUAGCUCAACGGACGAAUGAUCGGGGAACACUUGAGGAUUAUACCACUGCUAUUCUGUUAAAGAAGUCACGUGUUCAGACUUCAGCCAAUGAGCUAAGUCCAGCGUUCAUUUCUUGAAGUUUUUUUUUUUCAGGACAGUUUCUAGACUGUGAAUUAGGAAUGGUAUUAAGUUUACAUCAGAGUUGUAACACUGACAAUAGCAAGGCACAAGAAUAAGGUCACUAAAGCCAAGCUGGCAUAUUGCAAUAAAAAUACAUUCAAUAUGCCAGAGGGUUAAACAGAACCUAAUAUGCCAGUUGCUGAGCACACAAAAGGGCCACCCGUAUCUCUUAAAAAUAAAACACUUUACACGUCGCUUUGUCACAUGACAUGCUCACGUCACCAAACCACGUGACACGAACGUGUGAACGGAAGCUUCACACGAGUGGCGUCGGCUGUGUCCAAGAACUUCGUAAUAAUAACAUGUGUGUCAAAAACUUGAACGACAGAAGACUUGCAGGAAUGGCUUUAACACUAAUUCACUCUAAUUUUCGAAGCACUCGGGAAUAAAAUCUGGCAUGUCAAAUUACACACUUCAUGACGUCAUCAUCCACUAUUCAUUGUUGUGCGAUCUCGUUUCCAUACUUAAAAGCACACCAUUUUUUUUUUAUUUAUGGCGAAAGUGCAAAUAGUUCAUCAGUCAGCGUUGCGACCUGAAAUAUUCAUACAUGUAGUAAAUAUGUACAAAGUUCCACAAUUCCUACCCAUCAGGGAGUUCAUGAUCAUUUUCUUGGUUGUUUCCCUUACAUUGAGUGCACAAAGCUUCAGCCUCCACUGGUUCACAACCUAUUAAUUAGCAGACGUUGAAAUUUCGUGAUUUCUUUAGGCUUAGAUGUACAAUCAUGUAUUUAGAUACACAUGAUCACCAGCCCAACAGAUAUUUGUAAACAUAUUUUUUACCUUCUUUUACGCUUAAACAAGUGUUCAUUUAUUUUUCUGUAUUUAAAAUGUAUAUAGUAUUAUUGCGACAAAUCAUUGCUCUCUUAAGCUUAAGGCACUGUUUUGUUGUUUCUGGGUUUAUUAUGAUUAUUAUUAUUGAGUUAUUCCAAACAAAGGGUACAUAACUGUGUUCUACUAUUUUAUUCCUAUAAUCUUGUUGACGACAUUGUUUUUGUCUGAAUUGUGGUAAAUGCAAUGGAUGUCUCCCAUUCUAGGUUCAUUUAGGAAUGUAUAAUUUUUUAAUAAAGAUGUGGUAUUGAUGUCUGCAACAUAUAUUUCAGACUUUGUCGCUAUGAUGUUACUUGUGUUUUAUGCUUAACGCUAGAGUUAGCCCAGGUCCCUAUUCUUAGAUUCUCCACCCAUUUCCCAAGUCAAACUGUAAAAGGUUGGAACAGUUAUAUGCCUUACUUUAAAAAAAAAAAAAAGCCUACAACGUCGCGUCCUAAUAUCAUUCAGACUGUACAUAAAGCCAUUAUCGCAUCAAAGUAGAAUUUGUAAUGAGUUACUAGUAAGAGUUAACAUUUUAAAUGCAAAUUUAAGCAACCAAUUCUAUUGGCCUACAGUAGAGGGGAAUAACUACACGAGAAGAUAUAACAAGUAUUGCUACUGGAUCAUUUUUGCAUUUGUCUUUUGUUAAAUCAUAUGUUUUCCGG
Molecule: messenger RNA, 3260 nt
Organism: Biomphalaria glabrata
Lineage: Eukaryota; Metazoa; Mollusca; Gastropoda; Planorbidae
Exons: 9
Coding region: 495-1649 (384 amino acids)
Source: RefSeq, a predicted model, not a curated record